UGGGGGUUGCUGUCUGGAUGAUACUCAUCGUUGAGAAUUGGAGUUUGACACCCGUGAUCUCAGAAAUUGUGUUUAUUUGGAGAGGCAGUUGACGUUUGUGCACACAAAGUUAAGUGAAGGUAUUUGGAUGCUGAUCUGGUGUCAAGAAGGUGUGGCAAAAAAGCUAAAUUCCCUCCAAAAAUAUCAAGAAGAGGCUAAAAUAUUGCAGGAUGCAUCUGGGUUGGAUUUAAGGAAAGUUAUUUUCAACGCUCAUCCGACACUCAACCAGUGGGAAUAUUUAUGUGUGGGGUAGCCUCUUUUCUGAGAAAAAUUUAGCUUAAAAUGCUGUUUUGAAAGGAAUAUGAGAUCAAAACAUCCUCAAAGAGUCUCAUCAAUUCUGGGUAAAUUUGGUGAUAAUCAAUGCCUUUUAACCCAUAGACAGGGAAUAUUAUAGACAUUAAUAUCACUAAUUUUGAAUAAAUCCAACAUAUUUCUCUAUAAAACCCAUAUAGGUUUAUUGUUGAACUACAGCAUGUGGUAUGAAUGUGACAGAUCUAACAACUCUGAAGCAGGAAAGGGUACAGAAACCUUAAUUUUCUGUCAGUUUCUCAGAAGUAUUUUGUAUUUUCCUCCACAUGUGCUUUCAGGGUCGGUGAAUAAUGCAGGAGGCUUAUGGGAAGUCUUAGCAGCUAAGAACUGAUCUGGGUUCAGGACAGCCCACCAGAUGUUCACUUUGCACUUUUAACAGACCAACGGGGAUCUUACCCGAGAUCGCCGAUGAGGAUGGGACGGUAACCGGAGAUCGCUUCGGAGUCGUGGAGCGAAACAAGGCAGAUCAGGUGUCAGAGGAAGAAGAGAGCUGAGGAAGAGGCAGUGUUCGCUCAGCGCGAAGGGUUAAAAUGUAGAUGUAAUUUUAAACCAACUUAUUUAAUCUGCUGCUCUAAGAUAAGAUGGAAGAUUUUGUUCAGAGUGCAGUUGAUCGUGGUUCUCUGUGUUGUUUUCAGCUGAUUGGUUAAAAACCUAAAAACAGACAACAGGAGGAAACACUGGAACUGAGGGGAAAGAGUUAAUCAACAUCUUUAAAAAAGGUUUUACAAGGAGGGGCAAGCAAGUAGGUGAAAGAAAACAAAGCCACCAAAACUGCAAGCUGUUUUCUUCUCUGGACUGGUCUACUGUGGACUCUCUGCCCUUUCAGCCUGCCUGAGAUUGGAUCUACGCCCGUCCUAGGUCCAGGCGGACCAAAGGUCCACUGUGAGCCUUCUUCCAGUGACUCCACCUGGCAGUGGUAAUCAGCUGUCCAGCUUCUCCUCUAUCCACCGUCUUUUCUGUACCAGCGUGAAGCUGCGGAGCUCAGAAAGACCCGACUCCUGCAGCGAGGCCUUAAAACGAGGUUGAAGAAAACAGGAGCCACCAUGGAAAACCGCUACACACAGAUUUCCAAAGAAGAUCUGGAAGACCUUAAAGAGGCCUUUGAUAAAAUUGAUAUUGACCAUAGCGGCUAUGUGAGCGACUUUGAGCUCCAGGAGCUGUUCAAAGAAGCCAGCCUCCACCUGCCCGGCUACAAAGUGCGAGAAAUCGUCGAGACCUUCAUCGCCGGAGACACGAACAAAGACGAGAAAAUCAGCUUCAACGAAUUUGUUUCUAUUUACCAAGAGCUGAAGAGUAAGGAGUUCAGCGAGACGUUCAGAAAGCUCCUAACCAGGAAAGUCGGGAUCAACUCCUUUGGAGGCACGUCGGGGGUUUCCUGUGAGGGAACGCAGCACUCCUAUUCAGAGGAGGAGAAAGUAGCUUUUGGUCGAUGGAUCAACAAAGCUUUGGGCAAAGAUCCCGACUGCAACCACCUGCUGCCCAUAAAUCCAAACGACGAGAGCCUUUUCGCCUCCCUCCGUGACGGCAUCGUGUUGUGUAAGCUCAUCAACCUGUCCCAGCCUGACACAAUCGAUGAGAGAGUCAUCAACACGAAGAAACUCACCACCUUCACAAGGAGAGAAAACAUUGUUUUGGCCCUGAACUCGGCCUCAGCCAUCGGCUGCACAGUGGUGAGCAUCGACGCCCAUGACCUGAUGGCUGGGAAACCCCACCUGGUCCUGGGACUGCUCUGGCAGAUUAUCAAGGUCGGCCUCUUCGCUGAUAUAGAAAUCACCAGGAACGAAGGCUUGAUUGCCCUCCUGAUGGAAGGAGAAGAGCUGGACCACCUCGUAUCUCUGUCUCCUGAGGAGCUGCUUCUACGAUGGGUCAACUAUCACCUAAUCAACGCAGGAACAAAAACAAUCAACAACUUCAGUGCUGAUAUCAAGGACUCUAGGGCUUACUUCCACCUGCUGGACCAGAUUUCCCCUCAAGACGAAGACGAAUUCCACAUGGGGAUCAAAAUCAACAUGGCCGGCCUUAGUGAGCGGGAUUUGGAGCGAAGGGCCGAGCUGAUGCUGCAGGAGGCGGCCAAGUUGGACUGCCGGCAGUUUGUGUCUCCUCGCGACGUCACGUCUGGAAACAACAAACUCAACAUGGCCUUUGUGGCCAACUUGUUUAACAUGCAUCCGGGUCUGCACAAGGCUAAGUUUAACCUGGAUGGGGAGCACAUAGAGGCGGAAACCAGGGAGGAGAAAACGUUUCGCAACUGGAUGAACUCUCUGGGUGUUUCUCCACAUGUAAACCAUCUCUAUCGGGAUCUUUGUGAUGGCUUGGUGAUCCUGCAACUUCUAGAAAAAGUCAAAGUGGUAGUGAACUGGAAGAAAGUCAACAAUCCUCCUUAUCCUCAACUAGGGGGAAACAUGAAGAAGCUGGAGAACUGCAACUACGCUGUAAAGUUGAGCAAGGAUGAAGCUAAGUUCUCUCUGGUCGGAGUCGGAGGAGAAAACCUAAACGAGGGGAGUCUCACACACAUCCUGGCUGUGGUCUGGCAGCUGAUGAGAAGGUACUCUGUUAUGGUUCUUUCUGAUUUGGGCGGCGGAGAGAAAGUUGCGGAUCAGUUUAUCCUGAACUGGGUCAACUCCACCCUGAAGGAGAAGCGAAAGGACACACGGAUCAGCAGCUUUAAGGACCAGCUGAUCAGCACCAGUUUGCCAGUGAUCGACCUGAUUGACGCCAUCGCCCCUUCAAUGGUCAAGUGGGACAUGGUAAAGAGAGGAGAAAAGGGAGUCCUGAAGAAGGAUGAGAAAAUCAACAAUGCCAAGUAUGCAAUCUCAUUGGCCCGUAAGAUCGGCGCCCGCGUCUACGCCCUGCCUGAUGACUUGGUGGAGGUAAAACCUAAAAUGGUGAUGACUGUGUUUGCCUGUCUCAUGGGGCACGACAUGAAGAGAGGCAAAAACUAAAUAGAAAACCAGGGUUUAAAAACGUACAAACAUCCAAUUGCAUUUUUUCUGCAUUUUUAUCAUUGACAUUUUUUUUUUUCUUUGAGCUUUACCUUUGCUGCAAUCACCAGCCAGUACAAAUCUAUUGGUUAUUCUUUAUUUUGCUUUCUAAUAGUCCUAAACAAUAUUUUGAUUAUUCUCUUGUUUGUAAAGCUGUUGUGUUUGUGUAUGAUUUAAAACUUUUUAGCACUUUUUUGCUUAAUACUUAUUAAACCAUUCCUAUCAUAAAGUAUUCACUACCUCUGCAAUUUAAGAUGAACCAGAGGGGUAAACAAAAUAACACGGAAACGCCUUCUUGUAAAGCCUGUGAAUGUCAUGCGUUGAAUAUUGCUGUUGAAUUACUGAAGAUGACAUCUAUUAAAUAUAAAAGUUGAGAAUUUG
Molecule: messenger RNA, 3710 nt
Organism: Xiphophorus hellerii (green swordtail)
Lineage: Eukaryota; Metazoa; Chordata; Actinopteri; Cyprinodontiformes; Poeciliidae
Gene: pls1
Product: plastin 1 (I isoform)
Exons: 17
Coding region: 1392-3290 (632 amino acids)
Biological process (GO): actin filament bundle assembly; actin filament network formation
Cellular component (GO): actin filament; actin filament bundle; cytoplasm
Molecular function (GO): actin filament binding; calcium ion binding
Source: RefSeq, a predicted model, not a curated record